Messenger RNA from Perca flavescens (yellow perch), 3733 nucleotides. RefSeq names its product PRKC, apoptosis, WT1, regulator (gene pawr). Gene Ontology annotation, cellular component: cytoplasm. The record is from RefSeq and is a predicted model, not a curated record. The transcript has 7 exons. Bases 299 to 1381 code for a protein of 360 amino acids. NCBI's taxonomy places the organism in Eukaryota, Metazoa, Chordata, Actinopteri, Perciformes, Percidae. Gene Ontology annotation, biological process: positive regulation of apoptotic process; apoptotic process.
AGUCGGAAGUGUUCGGGUGUUGUCGGACUCAACCGGUGUGUCAGAGGGCAGAACGAACGCUGCGGCUCUCAGCGCUCGAGAAUAGCGCCAUUCAUCUGCGAGGACCGCGGACACACCUGGUCGGACCGAAGACAGCAGUUUAGCGACUGAAAGGGCUCCACACAGCACCCGGUUAAUCACUUGAGGAAUGCGGUGCUAUUAGGACGACGGGAGCCGAGAGCCGAAACUUCAAAACAACUUUUAAGUUAUUUUUAACCAACUUAUCAAAAAAAAAAAAAAAAAAAAAAAAAAAGGGAUCAUGGCCACAGGCGGAUUCAAGUCAAACGCCACGACAGACUUUUUGGAGGAGUGGAAGGCAAAACGUGAGAAAAUGAGAGCCAAAAUGCUGGGGGACAUAGCCGCAGCGACUGGUGCUCCCUUGGGGGCCGGCAACCCAAACAGCACUAGCAAAAAAAACAACAACAACAACAGUAACCGCCAUAACGCCCCACCGGGCACCGAGCUCACCAAUAACGGCAACCCUGACCGAACCACCGCCGCUGGGAACUGCCUCCCCUCCUCCUACACGGUGGCUCGGUCCUCCUCCGGCACGGCUUUAAAGCGACCCGAGGAGGAAACGCAGCACCCUUACCCUGCCCUCCCUGCCUCCCCCACAGCCUCACCGCCGGGGAGCAACCUGAAGAAGGCCCCGCCUCAGACAGAGAAGCCUCAGUGCGCUUCCCCGGACUCCAGCCCCAUGGCUUGCAAUGACAGUGACAAGGGAAGCCCAUCACCCAGUAAAGUCAAGGAGAAGAAUAGCACCGGUCCCAGUGCUAGGAAGGGGAAAGGGCAGAUUGAGAAGAGGAAAUUGAGGGAAAAAAGGAGAUCAACAGGUGUUGUCAGCAUACCAUCCAACGAGAGCCUGGAUGAGCUGGACGAUGACGACACAGGGGAGAAGAACAGAAGGGAGGAGGAGGAGCUGGUUCAGGCCAACACUUUCCAGAACGAGUCCAUGAUAGCUGAACCUGCCACCGGCCACUUAAUGGAAACCCCCAGAUCUGGGAGCGGGCGCCACAAGAGCUCUGCAGCGCCGGGAUCUGAGGAAGAGCUGGGUGGUAACAACAGACAACGACACAACCGUCACGGCAGAGAUGGAGGAGCUGCAGCACCACCAGGGAGCUUGGAGAAAAGAAUGGAGGAGCUGGAGAAGGAGCUGGCCAGAGAGCGUCAGGAGAACGAUAGGUUGCUGAAGGCCCACCAGGACAAAGACGACCUCAUCGGGAAGCUGAGGGAGGAAAUUGACUUGCUGAACAGAGACCUGGAUGACAUUGAAGAUGAGAAUGAGCAACUCAAACAGGAGAACAAGACUCUGCUGAAAGUGGUGGGCCAGCUGACGAGGUAGAACCCGACACAAACAACCCAGCCUCCUCCCCGAUGAAUGGAGCAUUUCAGUUCUCUCCUUUGUCCAGACCUCAUGCCCUGGGUCAAGUCCAGCAGCAUGGCAUUUAAUCUGUUUGAUUCUGUCUCUUUGUAUGUUAGAGGUGAAACUGUAAAGUAGUUGACUUCAGAGCCCCACAGCCUUAAAAACAUCCCCCAGAGGAGGAUUUAUUCCAUUGUUGUGAAAGCGGAGUAAACUAGUAGGGGCUCAACAUUCUCAAGUCCUGACAGUCUCAUCAUAUGCAUAUUUAAUGUAAAUGUAUUGUAUAUAGGCCAUUUAGAUUGUUCAUUUUUGAGGGAUUUUUGAUAAGGUCUUCAACAGCAAAAGUAAAAUGAAUGUACGUGCUGCACAAAAUAGUGCACACAGAAUCUUUUAAAACUUGUAUAGAGGUUAAAAAAGAAACUGUGUGCACCUAGCAGCAGUCACCUAGGCACAUUUUUAAAAAGAUCUCCAGUUACUAGGUUGAAAUUGUGUCUGAGUGCAGUUUCAUUAGCGAACUAUGGAACGAUGGAGCUUCUGUUGAGGAACUCUUGGACCAAAUUCAACAUAAUUACUGCUACAUUACCAUCAGCCAAAGUGGGCAUAGUGCCUUGCAAUACAUGUGAGGUUUUUUAUGUCAAUUCUUUGAGAAAAUGGUACAGUUAAAGCCUGGUGCUUUAUUACUGAACAUUAGUGCCAGAUUUACUUCUUUCCAAUAAUGUAUAUUUACAUCUAAAUCCCAAUAGGGCAUCUACAAACCUCAAUGAAGAAAAUUUUAUUUUAAAUAGGGCUUUACAUAACUCAUAAUUUUGUCAGUUGAAUCAGAAUUGGCUGUUCAAUACAAUUAUUCGACUAUUCGUUCCUUUUUUUCUCUCCAGGUAUUCAGUAUCAAGCAACACUUUGUUGAAAUGACAGAUGUUUGAAUGAGAUCAAGUUCAAGUAAUAAAGUAAACAAGCCAAUAAACCAGUUGAUAACAUCACAUUAUGCGGUAUUUUGCACUUGCAAACACCGUAGCAACAUGUGCACAGAUAGACAGACAGUACUGUGUGAACCACUGAUUUAAUGAGACAUAAACAAGACAGAAGUGCUAAAAACAGUAUAUUCAUACAGUUUUCCCUACUGUUGAAGCUAUGUUGGAUUGUGAAGUCGGGGUUGGUAAGUUUCUCCCGACUUUCUGAGUGGGAAAUCCGACUUCAGCGGGCAUUCCAGUUGUCAUUACCAACUGGGAACUCCAACUUCUCAGUUCAACUGGAAUGCACAAUAACUACUGUAGCUAAUGGUAAUAAAAUAAAAACAUAGAAGAUCCGCAAUCUGAACCAAGACCAUUUUGCUAACCCAAAAUGAAAUAGGUUACACCACGCUAACAGCAUUUUUUUUGCAGAUACUAGAUAUCAAACAAAAGCCAGUAAGUUGCUGUGAGCUAUAAAUUCACCACUUCUAAGCAGAAUGCAGAAGAUAACGUUAUCUCGGAGCCUGACCGGGCAAGGCCUCUCUUCCUCCGGGCAGCUGUCUCCAUCUCACUACCACUCAGCCUGGCUCCGUUCCACAGCUGCCUGUACCCACGACAUCUUCACCGAGUAGACGGGACGACUUGGCGUAGUGGAAUGAUUUUCCCCCGAAGAGAAGCGUGAAAACAAGGGGGCGCUCACUCUCACUGACCAAAAAAAAAUAAAAGUGCUUGUCUUGAAUAAUCUCAGUUGACUGAGGGGUCAACGACUGAUGAUUUGAAUAUUCGACUUUCAGGGGGCAGCCGUAGUUUUUUAAAGAUUUGAUCAAUUAGUUUUGAUCAAUUAUAUUCUUUACACAUUUUAAUGUUAACAUCUGACUAUUAUACUUUUCCUUCGGGUGAAACCCUUGCCUAGUAUAUAUGUGUCUUCUUUUUUUAAAAGCUCUCUGUAAUUUGUUUACAAGUUACGUCUUUGCAAUAUUUGAUAGGUGUUUAGCUGCUCUGUUUAUGGCAUCUAAGAUGUGUGGAGUGAGCUACAGUGCAUUUUUUGUAUGAUAACCAAAUGAACUGAAGGAACAUACUAUUUGAAAUGCAUCUCUUUUGUUUACUCAAGCAAAACAGGCUUGGCUGGUAGUAGCAACUCACUUUCUGUAUUUAGAUCAUUUUAUUCCACUGAGGAGCUACUCAGCGAGCUCCUGCACUGUGGCAAAUGAACUAUAGGUUUUAGACGGUCGAUAGAUAGCUCUGCUUCCAUGUACAGUCACAUAUUUUAAGGGGGGAAAUCAUUCCCUCGCAGACAGACAUCACAGACCCCAUCUCUCUUUCCAUGACAUUAUGCAUGUACAGAAGAUUAAGUCAUUUAAUAAAAGUUUGAUUAUCUCUCUCCUCA